Branchiostoma belcheri (Belcher's lancelet) is the source of this 1124-nucleotide messenger RNA. Its product is annotated as calmodulin-like. The coding region runs from base 280 to 732 and encodes 150 amino acids. The record is from RefSeq and is a predicted model, not a curated record. The transcript has 7 exons. Gene Ontology annotation, molecular function: enzyme regulator activity; calcium ion binding. NCBI's taxonomy places the organism in Eukaryota, Metazoa, Chordata, Leptocardii, Amphioxiformes, Branchiostomatidae.
AUUGUAUACAGCCGUCACGCCACAACCAUACAACACCGGUCAGAUUACAACCGGAGAACUCGACGUGGUUUACACUGCCUUCGGACGGGUGCCUAUUUACUCAGUGCCGCACCAUUUCGUAACAAUUAAGCCUCGCUGACUACAAGCAUGUCUUGCUAGGCAAGCGUGGAAGUGUGGGGCCUGCAAGCGGCACGGAAACAAGCGUACAUCGGAGGUUCUCACCAAGGAGGGGAGAGCUUGGUUGUCACUGGCUGUGCUGAACUAGGAAUCUACACAACAAUGGCUGACCAGUUGAGUGAAGACCGCAUUAAGGAGCUGCAGGACGCGUUCCUGGUGUUUGAUAAGGACGGGGACGGGAUGAUCAACACCUCGGAGCUGGCCACGGUCAUGCGGUCCCUGGGCAUGAACCCGACCGAGGCAGAGAUACAGGACAUGAUGGCGGAGAUGGAUGCCGAUGGUAGCGGUGAGAUUGACUUUGAUGAGUUCCUGGGGCUGAUGGGACAGAGGAUGCAGGAUGUGGACGAGGAAGAGGAGCUCAAAAAUGCCUUCAAAACGUUUGAUAAAGACGGCGACGGUUACAUCACCCCCGCGGAGCUGCGUGUGGUGAUGACGAACCUGGGGGAGAAACUGACGGAUGACGAGGUGGACGAGAUGAUCCAUGACGCCGACCAGGACGGAGACGGCAAGAUCGACUACGAUGAAUUUGUGCAGAUGAUGUGUGGAGGCAAGUGAUCAUCACGUGAUCAGAUCCCCCACCUUCUCAAUUGUACAUACAGAUACAGUUUUCUUACAUUGUUACUAAAACUCAGCAAACUGCCGAGGAGUUGUGAUAUUCAACUGGUAGGAUUUAGUUUGCAUCGAUAACAGGCCAGCUUGCCAGGAGAGGUACUGUCUAGCAAAGGAACUUUAGAUAAUUUUAGACAAGAGUAACAUGCCUUGUGCUGUAGUCUUGCCUUCUAUGUUUCUGGGUUGUAUGGACACAUAUUUUCUAUUCUGUAAUAAUGGAAGAGUGUUAUUCUUAUUCUUACUUAGAUGUCUGUACGUACGUGUUUAGCAACUGCUGAACACAUAAGAAACAUGUUCUUGUUGGUUGUCUCUCAAACUGAAUGUAGCUAAAUGAAUAU